Molecule: messenger RNA, 1977 nt
Organism: Protopolystoma xenopodis
Lineage: Eukaryota; Metazoa; Platyhelminthes; Monogenea; Polystomatidea; Polystomatidae
Source: the annotation of a GenBank genome assembly
UUGUUAUUCUCGAAUACUCAUCAUCAGAUUGAUUCAUCGAAUGAUGUUUGUCCAGCCCGCGUGCUUACUGUCCCAGCUGAUUCGACUACGCCUGACAAAACUCGCCAAGCCCAAUCGACUCUAUUCGCCUCUGCUUCACCUCCUAACUCUCCUGUCCACGCUGGUGCAGUUUAUCUCGUAUCCGUCUCAGAACGCGAGCCUUUGUCUGAUAAGGAGGCUGCCAGAUCUAACAAUAGUUAUGAGUGUUCGAAUUCAGCUCACUUGUCUCCGACUCCUCGAGUCACUGGGCCUCGCCUUGGUGCUUCUCCCACAGCUCUAGAACGUCCAGUUGCGACACGUGCCCUGCUUGAGAAUAAAUUCAAACCGGUUCCUGCGCAGACUAAUAAUAACAGCAUUGACAUACUGGAGUCCGGAAAAUCACCGAAACCUGCUGCUGGCAUCCAAGUGGACUCCACUAGGGCAAGUGCUGCUCGGAUUGCUUUCACUGGUUUUUCAUUAUUGAGCCCAGCUGAAAUAGAGCAUCGUGCUUCUCAGAACACGACGUCUAUACCGCUGCCUAAAGUAUCUGUCGGUUCUCCCACAGAUAUUUCUACUGUGCCCCGAACGGUAUUGCUUGACACCCGCAGCUUGAGCCCCAGGUUGCCUGACCUGACUAUGCCUAAAUCUAAACAGAUAAAUAACAUGGACAACAGCAUACAUUUGAGAUGGACGCCUAUAGCAACUGUUUCAGUUCCAUUGACUGUCGCUGAGUCACCUGAAGCUUCUGAGUCAGAGCAAGAGAAUUUACGACCGGCCGCCCAUCGUCACCUGUUAGAAUCUACACGAUUGAAUCCUCUGCAUUCACAAGAGGCCUCUUUUCGCGUGGAUCGCUGUGUUACCAGUCUUCUCAAGCCCGUCAGCGGGCGCUUACCUUCUGCUGCGACACAAGCUUCAUCGGCAAACGUGGAUAGUCUAGGAUCCGACCGUCCUGGCUCAAGUAAAAAAGAGCUAAAUCCACACUUAAACGCUGAGUCCUCAACGAAAGCUGACUUAAAUAAUGAAUUUUCUCGUAAUUGUGAUGUGAAUUUAGUUUCUUCUCAAGAGAAGGCUAUUAAAACUACCUCUCCACAUCUCAGUGACGUUAUGGAGGCUUGUCUCCGCAAUGUAGAUGAUGCAGUCUUAGGCCCUCAGAUUUCUGAAUUGAGGCCGAUACCUGACGACAGAUCUGGAAGUCGCUUUGUUUCCGAGGAUACAAAUAGUUCUGUACCAAGUUGGAGCUGGCAAUCAACUAUCCAUCUUAUGGAGGAGCGUUCUCGUCUUGAGCGGAAGAUUUUACACUUAAAAGUCACUUAUCGCACCUACAAGCAACGUCUGGCCAACCUUGAUUCUGUACUAAGCUUGCUACAUUCCACUAGUGCGCCUGCCUCGGGUCUCUCGACAGGUCGGUUUGCUCCAAAUCCGCAUUCCUCAAUCUCUUUUGCGAAUGUAGCCAGUUCUUCUUGCCAUUCAACGUUGCCAGCGAAUACCACGGCCCGCCAAGUACAUCAAACUGGACAACAUUCUCAUAGCAGACACCUCACCUGUUCCCCAUUGAUGGCCCCUUCCCAACCCCGUGAUUCUUUUCUACAAAAUGGAAAUCAGUCAAUCAAAGCAUUUGCAUCUGAUCCGUUAUCUUUCAAAUUUCUUAAAAAGCCGGAUGGUGCUCCUCUUGUCUCUUGCCCUCAAACAUCGCCAAUCGUGUCGAUAAGUCAUCGGUCAACGUCGCAGCCAAGAAAUGUUUUAUCUUAUCUUGAUCCAGAACGGCGUGUUUCAUAUCUACCUUGUACCGUGCCCUCCGAUCACCCUAACAAAUCGCGAGAAACAGAAUCCGCUUCGCUUAACUCUGAACUUAAUGGCGCUUGUCUUUCUGGUCAGAAUUUGGCCUGCGAUUUGAUACGUGGUCAGCCUUCUUUGGUGAAUGAACCCGCGACGGUGACGAUGGAAGCUUUGGGUAGCUCG